AUGAUCAACGACAAUCACAUCAUCCCACUUGAGUACGCCUGCCACGUCCUUGCCGUACUGGUGCUGCCGACGACGAUGGAUGUGCGCCUCGUCCUGCUGACUACGUUACGGACCGACGAUUCCAGUGAUGCGUUGCCCAUAGCUCAUGAACAUGGUCCCUCUUCGAUCCAGGACACUGCAUCGUCCAUUGUGACUGUUGUCCAGCGUCCUUCUGAGAAUAUUGCUCCUCCCGUCGUGUUUAACCAGGCAGGUAGCAUGAAGCGAACUCUCUUGAAUAGGAUCCGGGAUCUCGCCAACAAGUUCGUCGACGUAUCUACAGCGGCAAACAUGAAUAUUCGCAUCUUCGGACAAACUCUCAAUACUAGCAUGUCUAAGUUGGACGAUUCUGAAGCGUCGGAUGCUAUGCGUCUCUGCGAGCACGUGGUCGAAAUCAUCGAGACACAUAACGUUUCCUGCGCAGACAGACUGCAACAGUUACUGUUCCUGUGCGACAGUGCCCUGGCUGACUCUAGCCCAAUGCGUGACGAACCUGUUAGUCCCGAGCGCACCCACUCGUAUGCCUGCCACGUCCUUAUCGCAUGCAAGGCCAACAUGGCCAAGCGGGAGUGCCAUAUCACCAAGGACAACCAAAUUGCGGACCUCAAGCAACAGCUUAAGGAGAAAGACGAGUCGAUCAGUCGUCUCCAAGCUCAGCUUGAGGCUAAGUCCAAGUGA
Messenger RNA from Penicillium subrubescens, 714 nucleotides. RefSeq lists its product as uncharacterized. The record is from RefSeq and is a predicted model, not a curated record. The transcript has 2 exons. The coding region runs from base 1 to 714 and encodes 237 amino acids. Lineage: Eukaryota; Fungi; Ascomycota; Eurotiomycetes; Eurotiales; Aspergillaceae.